Messenger RNA from Linepithema humile (Argentine ant), 1193 nucleotides. Its product is annotated as carbonic anhydrase 2. The record is from RefSeq and is a predicted model, not a curated record. Gene Ontology annotation, cellular component: plasma membrane. NCBI's taxonomy places the organism in Eukaryota, Metazoa, Arthropoda, Insecta, Hymenoptera, Formicidae. Gene Ontology annotation, biological process: one-carbon metabolic process. Gene Ontology annotation, molecular function: carbonate dehydratase activity; zinc ion binding.
GUCGCGUUCAUCAGUCGUACACUCGUCGUCAUCGCGCUCGUGUGUCACCCAUCCCGAUCGUUCCAGGUGGCUCCCCGCGAUGCGUCUCUUCUACUUAAUCGCUCUUCUAGGUUUACAAACAUCGGAAGCAUCUGAAUGGGGAUAUACGGGCAAAAAUGGACCGGAAAACUGGCCAGGAAUAUGUACGACAGGAAAGAAACAAUCGCCAAUCGAUAUCGUGACAGAAGAUGCCAUAAGGGUUGAUCUUGGUGCUUUAAAGUUUAAUCGAUACGACUUUGCAUUUCAUGGCAUAUUAAUUAACAAUGGACAUUCUGUGGAAAUUCAAUUGGAAGGCGUGCCGAUUGUCCUCAGCGGCGGAAAUUUGUCAUCGACAUAUGUUCUGAAGCAAAUGCAUUUUCACUGGAGCGCUGAGCAUACCGUGGAUGGUGUACGGCAUCCAUUGGAGCUGCAUUUAGUGCAUUAUGACAAGAAAUACGGAAAUUUCAGUGUAGCAGCGCAAAAUGAAAACGGACUUGCCGUGGUCGCAGUCCUGUUUGAGUUGAGUAAAAAUGAUAAUAAAGAUCUGAUGCCGAUCUUGGAGGCAACGAAAAUGGUGUCGCGUAGGAUGGGGAGGAGCAUAGCACCAAUAAGAAACAAAAUAAUACCUUUACUGUUUCUACCAAAGGAUCAUACGACAUAUUACAAUUACCAAGGAUCCUUAACCACGCCGGGAUGCGCUGAGUCCGUGAUAUGGUUUGUGAUGACUGAGAAACUCUUCGUGUCGGAAGCGCAGGUAAAUGUAUUCAAACGCGUGAGGAACGGCAACGAAACGCUGACGUUUAAUUAUAGGCCUGUUCAGGACCUCGGCCUUCGAAAAGUAUAUCAUCGUCUGGAAGGAUACAGCAGCUCGUCGUCGGUCACUUCGAAAACGAUCGGCACUCUUCUUAGUGUUUUUUCCGUUAGUCUUUUACACGAGAACUUUUAAUUUUGAAGGAUUAAGCGCCCAGCUAAACUUUGUGUUACAAUAUGUAACGCAAUGUGGCUACGUGAUAUUAUUUGUUGCAUUGUUUCGAGAAACAAACGUGUAUUUAUUGCGAUAAAUUCCGAACGAAUUUAACCGCAUUAUUUAUAAAAUAAUGUUUUACAUUAACAUUGGGAACUUUGGAACUAUUAUUAACAUUAAUAUAUAAGAAAAUAAAGCUUGUUGAAGUUUA